Molecule: messenger RNA, 591 nt
Organism: Colletotrichum abscissum
Lineage: Eukaryota; Fungi; Ascomycota; Sordariomycetes; Glomerellales; Glomerellaceae
Exons: 2
Coding region: 1-591 (196 amino acids)
Source: RefSeq, a predicted model, not a curated record
AUGCUCAACGGCUACGAGUGCGACCCUGACGACAAGAUGAGGCCCCCAUCAAUGGACAUUGACGAGAAAAGCACCGCCUUUUCUCAAGCUCAGAUCUCAACACCUCCGGCACCAACGAGGAGACACACAAUCAACACCAUGAUGACUACCACGAUCAUUCCAGAACCCACACCGCCGGUCGCGGACGCUCAACGGCGAUUCUCUUGGCUGCCGAGAUCCGCCACACCAUCCCUGCGUAGCCCCACAUUCCGCCGUCGAACGGCGAGCCCGUUUGAUGACGACGAUUACUCAUAUGCUGAGAGCAACCCGUUUGGAGAAGACUUCAGAGAGCAAAAUGAGCAGGCUGCGCGAGAUUGGGAUCGUGAGCAUGGUCACGAUCACGGAGAAAAUCCCUUUGAGGACUGCGAGUACGAGCUGCCGCCUGCAUCGGCGAAGAAGGAUGGGACUUGGACCAAGUUCAAGAAGGCUAUGAGUCCACGGCGCGCCAUCAGUAAGUGGAAGUAUCGCAAGGUCAAACAUGAGAGCAUGCGACCUGGGCCUGAUGAUCCAGACCACGGAGAUGGCAGCCAUCAUCAGGGGCAAGUCUCUUGA